AUGGCUCCCAAGAUCGCCAUCGUCUUCUACUCGAUGUACGGCCACAUCAAGCAGCUGGCCCUAGCCGAGAAGAAGGGCAUUGAGGCUGCUGGCGGCACCGUCGACCUCUACCAGAUUCCCGAGACCCUCUCCGACGAGGUGCUCGGCAAGAUGCACGCUCCUCCCAAGGACGCCUCGAUCAAGACGCUGGAGAACCCGGCCACGCUCGCCGAGUACGACGCCUUCCUCUUCGGUAUCCCAACGCGCUACGGCAACUUCCCCGCCCAGUGGAAGGCGUUCUGGGACAAGACCGGUGGCCAGUGGCAGAGCGGCGCCUUCUGGGGCAAGUAUGCCGGUCUCUUCAUCAGCACCGGCACUCCCGGUGGUGGUCAGGAGAGCACCGCCAUCGCCGCCAUGUCCACCCUUACUCACCACGGCAUCAUCUACGUCCCUCUCGGCUACAAGCACACGUUUGCCCUGCUGGCCGACCUCAGCGAGGUGCGCGGUGGCUCUCCUUGGGGCGCCGGCACCUUCUCCGCUGGCGAUGGCUCCCGCCAGCCCUCGCAGAAGGAGCUCGAGCUUGCCGAGGCCCAGGGCAAGGCCUUCUACGAGACCGUCUCCAAGGUCAACUUUGCGUGA
This is a messenger RNA of Lasiodiplodia theobromae, 618 nucleotides long. Its product is annotated as Minor allergen Alt A 7 protein. Lineage: Eukaryota; Fungi; Ascomycota; Dothideomycetes; Botryosphaeriales; Botryosphaeriaceae. The transcript has 3 exons. The record is from RefSeq and is a predicted model, not a curated record. Gene Ontology annotation, molecular function: NAD(P)H dehydrogenase (quinone) activity; FMN binding. The coding region runs from base 1 to 618 and encodes 205 amino acids.